AUUCCCAGAUGGCAUAAGCUGUUGGAACUUGGAAGGCCAGGGCUCUUCAAUGGAAUGACUUUGGAGGUGUAAAUAAGUAGAAAACUGUGAAUUGAACACACUAGGGUUCUGUUUUCUGUCUCAGAAAAUUAGGGUUCUUAAGACCUUCAACAUUCCACCUUUAAUGGGUGGUGGUGUUGGUUUCGGAGGAUUUUAAUGGAGAAACCCGAAGUCGAGGAGCCUGAGAAGAAGAAGAAACGUCAUCUCAAUUCUGUAUCUUCCGCCAUGGCCAGGAACUCACCUACUUCGCCUGAGAACAGAACUGUUGAUGCAGCAGUUCUCCAGUAUCAGAAUCAAAAGCUUGUUCAGCAGCUGGAUGUCCAGAAACAUGAAUUGCAUGUUCUAGAAGAAAAGUUCAAAGAAUUGAAUGACAAGCAGACUUCUUAUGAUGACACUUUAAUUACAGUGAACAGACUCUGGAGUCAGUUGGUCGACGAUUUAAUUCUGCUUGGAGUGCGUGCUGGGGGUGAUGGAAAUGGUUUGCCAGUUUGGGAUCAAGCUGAUCGCUCUCAAGAUUCAAUUCCAUCUUGCCCCUGGGAGGAGGUGUUUCUCUAUAGACUUCUAGAAGCUGAUCCUGUUGAUUGGAAUAGAGCUAAGGAAGCUACCAAAAAUGUUGAAGAAGCCCUUGCUGCUCGCCAUGCCUCUACUCUGAAUUUGAUGAAGUAUUUAGAAGAUACUAUUGAUGCCCAAAGAGCUAAAGCAGAUAGCAUUGCAUCAAAUUUUCAUGGAAAGCUCUCUGCUGAAGAUGCUAUCAUCCACCUGCAUAAGAUUGAUGAAAUAAUGAGGGAGGAAGCAUGCAAUCUACGAAAGGUGAUUGAUAUUCUUCACUUGAAGCAUAGAGAAUAUGCGCAUGAGAUCCAAACUUAUGUGCAAAGCCACUCUAUGGAUCAAUCUGAGAUAAGACGCCUUGCAGGUGAGGUAGAGGAAUGCAUGGCCGAACUGGAGGAAAGUAGGAGAAAAUUAGUUAAUCUUAAAAUGCAAAAGGACGGCACAUCUAGAGUGCAUGUUCCUGUUCAGAAUGCAGUAAAUGGGAGCAUGUCACCAGAAAAGCCUGUGGAUAGGAGCAUGGGGUUGCGUGAGCUUAAGGAUUCCAUGGAGGAAGCUAAGAUACUAGCAGCGAGCCGUCUUUCAGAGCUUCAGGAGGCACAAGAAGAUAAUCUAAAUCUGUCCAAGCAAUUUAAAGCACUUCAGGAUGAGCUGAAGGAUGAGAAAUUUGUAGUCUCAUCUAGACCUUACACUAUACUAAGUGAUCAGCUUCAUCAUUGGAACACUGAACUGGAGCGGUACAAAGGGUUAACAGAUUCCUUGCAGGCUGACAGGACUAAUGUCCUGCGAAGGGAGAAGGAACUGAGUGCAAAGUCAGAAUCAGCAGAGGAUGCAAGAAGUGCUAUUAACACAGCCGAGGUUCGGAUUGAAGAGUUAGAGCUUCAGCUGCAAAAGUGUGUGAUUGAAAGAAAUGACCUUGAAAUUAAAUUGGAAGAAGCUGAGCAAGAUUCAGGUAGAAAGGACAUUAAAGCAGAGUUCCGUGUUAUGGCUUCUGCUUUGUCUAAGGAAAUAGGGAUGAUGGAAGAACAGUUGAAUCGAUGCAAGGAGACAGCUCGUGAAGCCAUUUCUUUACGUGAAGAAUCCCAUUCUCUGAAAGCUUUAUUAAGUAGAAAGAUGAACGAAAUGAAGAGUCUAGCAGAUAGAUGCACUGAACAAUCUGCAGAGAUCAAAUCCCUCAAAGUUUUGAUAGAGGAAUUACAGAAGGAAAGACAGGAACUGGAAAUCUUCUUGGAAAUGCAUGGACGGGAGUGUUUUGACAACAGAGAUGUGAUGGAAAUAAAAGAAUCAGAACGUAGAGCUCAUGUACAGGCUGAAGUCUUGAGAAAUGCUCUGGAAGAACAUAGUCUAGAAUUACGAGUUAAAGCUGCAAAUGAAGCUGAGGCUGCUUGUCAACAAAGACUUGCUGCGGCUGAAGCUGAAAUAGCUGAUUUGAGGGGCAAAUUGGAUGCUUCUGAGAGGGAUGUUUUGGAGCUUUCAGAGGCCAUAAAAAUCAAGGAUGGAGAAGCAGAGGCUUAUAUUUCUGAAAUUGAGACCAUUGGUCAAGCAUAUGAAGAUAUGCAGACGCAGAACCAACAUUUGUUGCAACAGGUUACUGACAGAGAUGAUUACAAUAUCAAGCUAGUAUCUGAGAGUGUGAAAACAAAACAGGCGCAGAGCUUUCUCCUUUCUGAGAAACAGAUGUUAGCAAAGCAGCUCCAGCAAGUUAAUGCAUCAUUAGAAUCCUUCAAACUAAAGAUUUUCCGCAGUGAAGAGCAGAUGAAAGCAUAUGUAGCUGAAGCUGGAAAAGCUUCUCUGGAAAACAGACACCUUGCCAUCAACAUGGAGAGUACAAAAUGGGAAUUGGCAGAUGCUGAGAAAGAUUUGAAAUGGCUAAAGGCUGCUGUUGCUUCCUCAGAAAAGGAAUUUGAGCUGAACCAGCGAAAGGCAGCAGAAAUCCAAUUAGAACUGGAGAGUGAAAGAGCUGAGAAGAAGAAGCUCGAGGAAGAGCUCAAGGAGAUGAAUGGGAAAGUACUUGAGAUGAGUUCAGCAAAUGGGGAGGCUGCAAUACAGAAGCUCCAAGAUGAGAUCAAGGAGUGCAAGGCGAUCCUGAAGUGUGGUGUAUGUUUUGACCGGCCUAAAGAGGUCGUAAUUACAAAGUGCUACCAUCUGUUCUGCAAUCCAUGCAUCCAAAGGAACCUAGAGAUCCGGCAUAGGAAGUGCCCUGGGUGUGGAACUGCAUUUGGGCAGAAUGAUGUUCGAUUUGUGAAUAUCUGAGUUCGCUUCCCCCCUCCUCCUCCUCCUCCCUCCCCUUAGGGAUUUAUUGGAAUAGCUGUGUAUAUUGAUCUUAAUUUUGAAGCCAUAGUUCUCUUUCUGACCUUCCUCAAUGCUCAUAUUUGUUACAUUUCUGAUGAUUAAAAAUUUUUAGCA
This is a messenger RNA of Telopea speciosissima, 2991 nucleotides long. Its product is annotated as E3 ubiquitin-protein ligase BRE1-like 2. The record is from RefSeq and is a predicted model, not a curated record. Lineage: Eukaryota; Viridiplantae; Streptophyta; Magnoliopsida; Proteales; Proteaceae. Bases 196 to 2838 code for a protein of 880 amino acids. Gene Ontology annotation, cellular component: nucleus; HULC complex. The transcript is spliced from 19 exons. Gene Ontology annotation, molecular function: ubiquitin protein ligase activity; metal ion binding.